CUGUUGAAAACUGUGAUAUCCUCCAGACGGAACAUGAAUUGGAGAUCGUGUGUUCUACUACUGACGACCUUGUUAUCUGUGUUCACGUGCACGGCGGUGGCGGAUGAGGGGGAGGGAUGGGGAAACACAGACUACUACUCACAGGUGAGAGUAUUACAGCAGCUAAUAAACAGUGAAAUAAACAAGGAACUGAGACAGAGACAAUUCGAAAAGGAUUUAGCCCGAAUUUUAAUGGAUUCUGCAGAGGACCUACAGUCUGCGCCGCAAAAGAAGAGCUAUCUCUGGUUCAAGUCGAAACCAAGUUCGAUUCCCAUUCAAACCAGAGUUUCCAUAGGCCAGUCUCUGCAGCCACAUCGUGAGGAGUUAAACAAACAACCCAAGGGAUUAUUUCGUUAUGGAAGAAAAUAGAUUAAAUCACUCAAUGUUUUGAGAUGCAGAUUUCAUCGCCGUUUUAAAUAAAUGCAUUUUUGGUAAAAUGAAUCAAUAAAAGUGAUAUCAACGCUGUAUAUGGUGUGUCUUCUAAGUUAUAACACUUUGAUUUUGAAUGAGAUAUAGUGUUAAUCUACUUGUUUGAUGUUCUUAUUGUAUUGACAAUUUCAAAUUGAAAAUGUUUCGAUGGAAAACUGCAAAAUAAAAUCUUAAUGACUA
Messenger RNA from Saccostrea echinata, 648 nucleotides. RefSeq lists its product as uncharacterized. Lineage: Eukaryota; Metazoa; Mollusca; Bivalvia; Ostreida; Ostreidae. Bases 34 to 408 code for a protein of 124 amino acids. The record is from RefSeq and is a predicted model, not a curated record. The transcript is spliced from 2 exons.